This is a messenger RNA of Odobenus rosmarus divergens (Pacific walrus), 708 nucleotides long. Its product is annotated as putative olfactory receptor 2B8-like. Gene Ontology annotation, molecular function: G protein-coupled receptor activity; olfactory receptor activity. The record is from RefSeq and is a predicted model, not a curated record. Gene Ontology annotation, biological process: G protein-coupled receptor signaling pathway. Lineage: Eukaryota; Metazoa; Chordata; Mammalia; Carnivora; Odobenidae. The coding region runs from base 1 to 708 and encodes 235 amino acids. The transcript has a single exon. Gene Ontology annotation, cellular component: membrane.
AUGGUUAUUCCUAAUACCAGCUCCUUUGGUGGAUUUUUCCUGUUGGGCUUCUCUGAGCAGCCUCUGUUAGAGAUGACCCUUUUUGUUAUCACUGUGGUUUUCUACUUGCUGACUCUGCUUGCCAAUAUGGCCAUCAUUAUAUUGGCUCAUCUGGAUCCCCGGCUCCACACCCCGAUGUAUUUUUUCCUCACCCACUUGUCUUUAAUGGACCUCUGCUACACCACCAGCACAGUCCCCCAGCUGCUGUUUAACCUGCAGGGCCCAGGAAAGAUAAUAAGAUAUGGUGGCUGUGUUGGUCAGCUGUACGUGUCCUUGGCCCUGGGUUCCGCAGAAUGCAUUCUCCUUGCGGUCAUGGCUGUGGACCACUAUGUGGCAGGAUGCCGGCCUUUGCACUAUGCCAUUCUCAUGCAUCCAUGCAUCUGUUGGCAACUGGCAGCCACCACCUGGCUGACUGGCUUGGCUAGCUCACUGGUACAGACUGUGCUCAUCACACAGGUUCCCCUCUGUGGAGGGAAUGUCAUAGACCAUGUCUUCUGUGAAGUACCAGUUCUCCUCAAACUGGCUUGUGUGGAUACCACCUUCCAGAACCAGGACAAGUUCCUGGCCUUGCUCUAUGGAAUUGUCACCCCAGCUCUAAAUCCCUUCAUCUACACAUUAUGUAACAAAGACAUGAAAGGGGCACUGAGGAAGAUGAUAGGGAAAGAUUAA